AUGGACGAUUCGACUCUCAAGUCGUUGUCGAUAGUACUCCCCACCACCAAAAGCGUUAUAAAAUUCGAGCCUGCCUUCUCUCCUACAGUGAAAAACUACACAGCUUACGUAGCAUCAGAUACGGAAGCAUUGCAAGUCCGCGCAAGCGCCAACGAGCCAGAUGCAUUUUGCCAGAUUCUCAAAGCAGAUGCCGCCCAAUCGGUUGCCAUCAAAGAAGGGACAAGUGACAUAGAGAUUAAAGUCGAUGCACCUGACGGUUCAUCCUCUCUUUAUGUUAUUCAAGUUUACAGACCAAGUGGUAGCGAUGCCACGCUGAAGUACAUAACUUUCUCCGCUGGUUCCCUCGUACCAGAGUUCCAUCGAUCAGAAACCACUUACCUUUUGCAUGUCGAUUCGUGCGUACGAUCUGUUCUCUGCUCCGCUACGCCACUGAAUCCAAAGUCAAAGGUUCAGCUCGACCCAGAGGCAAAGCUGUUCUUGGGGGACACCCCAAUUUCAAUUCAAGUGACAUCAGCUCAUGGAGACAACACUAAUACAUAUCAAAUCAUCGCUAGAAAAGAAAAGCAAGGAUCUCGUCCAGCAUUAGCUCCAGUCGCCAGCAUAUCCCGGGAGUCAAUAUGUUCUGCAUGCGGAUACCUUGUAUUUCGACCUCGUACAUGCAACGAGGUGGAUGAUAAGACGUGCGCACAUAGAUUCUGCUUCACUUGCCUAGACCUUUUGAAGCUAGAGUUCAACGCUGGGCAUCGAUCGGGGGAAUAUCCUUGCCCAUUGUGUCCUAGAACCGCUCAAAAGAUCUGGAGCAGUAACCCAUCAAUUGAUGUACCUAUGGAAGCUCAAUUAGCCGCAGUCCAAGUUGCAUGCCUGUUUGCAGCAUACGGAUGUGAGCAGCAACUGGACAUGAUGGGUGUAUAUGAUCACGCACAAUCGUGUACAUUUCAUCCCGUCUCGUGCUCAGAGUGCGAAAUGUCGAAUUGCGUCAAGCCUGUUGAAAUACUCGAUGGUAAACACAAGGAGGCAUGCACAACCUCAUGUGUAUGUGGACGCAAAAUUAGGGUGGCAGAUCGGCCCCGGCACAGUCAGAUGUGUCCAAGUAAAUUUGAACUGCCUUCAAAGACGGUAGUCACACAAUCGUCUUGGGAAUCCGCGUUGGUGCGGAGACAGAGAUCGCCAAAUGACUCGGCUGGGUGCAUUAAAGCUGCUGAGGAGAACAAAAAGAAUUAUUUGAGAAGCUUGAUCGCGGCUAAAGAAGCGGCAGCGACAGAAUCUUUCGGUCAGAGCCAGCAAAGGCCUGACAAUGACAUUUUAGAGGAAAUGGCAAAUCUAUAUGCGACAGCUAUUGCAUUGCAACAUGAAGCAUGCCUGGGUGGAGGGGCAGAUGAAAACUUGCACCUCAACUUGGGCCUGGUGCUCGAAGAGAGUUGUGCUUCCAAAGAAUUAUUCCCGAUAUCCGUUGCAACCGAAACAGGCCCGAGUGAAAAUGAUCUCGCUCAGGAAAGCUUCAUGGCAGAUGAAGUAGACGGCUUGCUUGAGCAACUCGGAAUUGCUCGUUCGGCUAGUGAUGCUGUUAAAAUUAGAGCCAUCGAAUCAGAGUAUCAGCGCCUCAAGGGAGAAGGGCUCUCAGACAAGGCCGCCGAAGUGCAGGGGCUGUAUGCCUGGAAGAUUAAGCAGGUCGCAGCCACAAGCGGGACUAGUGGCUGGAAUCAAGGACAUACGAAAAUUGGUAUUACUACAUAUUCAUCCAAUGUCUUGGAAAAGUUUCAGCAUGCCGUAGCUAUCAAUCCAGAAAAUCCAUACGCAAAUUUUCACUUGGGCCGCGCACUUUUGAAAGCGCGUCAGAUACCCGAAGCCACAAAGUAUCUGCGAACUGCCGUGGGACACAAACCAUUGUUCAAGAAUGCGCGAAUGCUUUUGGGCUUAGCACUGCUCUCAUCCGAAUCGCCGACAGAGGACAUUUUGCUCGAGGGGAUAGAGUAUCUUCAAGAGGCUGUACGAGAACACUCUGCCCUGCUGUGGCAAGAUGUCAAGGACCGCAAUCUCAAGCGUGCAUCACAGAUACCCUCCCAGAUGCUGGUAGAUUCUUUUAUGGAGCUGACAAACCCUUUUCUUCCUUCGGCCUAUGUGGCACUCGCCAGCGGCUACAGCAUGCAAGGCCUUCCUCAGCAAGCUGCAGAAGUCUUGACGGAUCUUAUUUAUCUCAUCCCAGACACUCUCCGUCGUUUAUCUCGUCGGAGUGCAACAGCCGCAAGGCUCGCGUUUAUAAUGUCUGAAGCACAACGAGACCUCAUUAAAGUUCUCCCGCAUUGCUCCGGACCAGUGCCAAAAUUGAGGGCAGAGAUUAUCAGCGGAUCGUUGCUGGAUGUAGCGAGAAGAUAUAUGUCGCUGUAUGCCAAUGUCGAAGGCAUUGAGGGUCUCAAAUGUGACACCAUGGAAAGCAUUGUGCAAACGCUGGUUGCCGUUCAUCCGAGGAAAGCAAAAUUCCUAACAGCUCUGGGGUUCGCACAAUUGGAUCAGUAUGACAAGAAUCCAAUUUAUGACCGAAGUCCGGCCAAGUUGGGCGAAGCGGAACAAUCCUUCUUGGCCGCGAUAGAGGCAGAAGGAGGGCAUGACCCAUCACAAGAUGCCCGCCUUCCCCCAGGAUUAGUGAGUAGUCAAAAGUGGUGGAUAGCCUAUCAACAAGAGAUGACAUCAAUGCAAUGGAAAAUAUCUUCCCAUGACGCGAGCAAGGUAGCGCACCAGCCAGUUGCUGGCAAAGCACCAGCUGCAGGGAAAACCACACCGCUUCGCUCAAAAGAUGCAAAAAUUGCCAAUCCCAAAGUGCCGGCUCCAGUAAGCAAGGCAAAGAUUGAAACUGCUGGCGGAAAUAAGAAACCUACACCGUUAGCAAAGGGAAGAGGUGUCGCUAUCAGUAGUAAACCAGCCCGAUAG
This is a messenger RNA of Spizellomyces punctatus DAOM BR117, 2925 nucleotides long. RefSeq lists its product as uncharacterized. Gene Ontology annotation, molecular function: zinc ion binding; protein binding. The record is from RefSeq and is a predicted model, not a curated record. Lineage: Eukaryota; Fungi; Chytridiomycota; Chytridiomycetes; Spizellomycetales; Spizellomycetaceae. The transcript is spliced from 9 exons. Bases 1 to 2925 code for a protein of 974 amino acids.